AUGGCUAGAGAAGAAUUUGGUAAGUGUUUGGUUAGAGUAUUGCAAACGAACCGAUGGGACGCAUGGGCAACGGACUCGGACUCCCCCGAGAAGCAGGCAGCGCGUGUUGCUUGGCUUGAGCUACUCAUGCUCUUCAACGUCUGCUAUCACCAGGCGUUGCGUUCCUUCGAACAUGGGAAGGGGCCCGGGCCGGACGGUCUCCGGGCUGACUUCCUUCGCCUCUUGCUCGAAAGCCCAGGAGGUAAAAGGGAUGGACAGGGACAAGCCAUUCCGCUUUCGCAAGAUGCUCGUCCGAUUGUGAUGGGCACUACUUGGCGGAAAUUAUGCUUCAAAACCACGUUUCUCUUGGAUAAGGUUCGGAUUCAGGAGCGUCUUGCCCCCCAGCAAUUUGCCGUUGGCGUGCGGUCCGGCGCUGAGGCCAUGAUUCAUGCUACUAGGGCUUGGUUGCGAUUGAAUUCCCAUAGAAGAGACUAUGUAUUGCUCCAAAGAGAUGUCUCCAACGCCUUCAAUAGUGUGCACACUCACAUGUUUUUGGACGAGUGUUAUCGCUUCGCCCACGCCUCCAGCAAGUUUGCCGAGUUCUGCUACGGGGUACCGAGCCACUUAGUUUACCAUGGUCGGUGUAUGCAGUCAGCCAGAGGCCAACAGGGUUGUCCGCUCAUGGGACCGCUCUUCUGCCUUGCACGCAAGCGUAUGUACGAGGAGGCGUGCGCUAAUGUAAGGGGGGCGGCCGAGUGCUUCGACCCUGAGUUUGCUGAUGACGGCUUCUGCGGGGGUCCGAUCUCACUGGUUUGGGCGAUCUUUGAACAGGAGCUCGCGCUCGCAGGGAAGUACGGCCUACACUUCGAUUUGAGUAAGACAAAGUUACAUAUCCUUGCCGGGGACGAUUUCCAAGGCGACUUGCGGCCGUUCACGGCACUGGGAAUUAACAUCAUCAAAGGAACUAAUGUUCAGAUGCUGCAGGUACCCCUGAUUGGUCCAACAUCAUUGUACGAUGAGUGGAAUCGCACGAAGGUCGGUGACCUCGAUCAAGCCCUCACUGCCAUUGAGACACUCCCCCACAAACAUAUCUCCCUCCAUCUCAUGAAGCAAUGUUUGAGCUUCCCGAAAUUGGCGUAUUACGCGAG
Messenger RNA from Symbiodinium natans, 1127 nucleotides. Lineage: Eukaryota; Dinophyceae; Suessiales; Symbiodiniaceae. The record is from the annotation of a GenBank genome assembly.